Molecule: messenger RNA, 438 nt
Organism: Eruca vesicaria subsp. sativa (arugula)
Lineage: Eukaryota; Viridiplantae; Streptophyta; Magnoliopsida; Brassicales; Brassicaceae
Source: the annotation of a GenBank genome assembly
AUGGCGGCCGCCGUGGAAAUCAAUGCUGAGAUUCAGCAGCAGCUUACAAUGAGGUUAAGCUCUUCAACCGCUGGACCUACGACGACGUUUCGAUAUCAGGCUAUCUCUUGCUUACAGCAGGCGCUCGUGAGUCUGCUUUCAGAAAUAUUAAGACUAGCCCUGUUCUUUUGGGCUACUAUUGUUGAGUGCUUUGCUGAUGAAUUGAUCAACGCAGCCAAGCGCUCGUCCAACAGCUAUGCCAUCAAAAAAGAAGAAUCGGAUUGAGAGAGUUGCCAAGCCAAUCGUUAAGGAGUUUUCUUUUGCCCUGAGUUAUAUUUUUAUCCAAUCAUUUUUGUUUUCAAUGUUUCAGAUGUUUUGUUAUUUGCAAGUUUACUUCUGCGCUCUGAACUACUUUGAAUAUACAUUUUGGUUUCCAUAUGAUUACAAAGAAGAGCAAGA